AUGGUUGAGCAAAAUGGACGUCGGGUGGCUGGGACGAGUACCGGAUACGCAGAUAUAAGGAAGAACCCGUUGUACGAAGUUUCUAGGACAGCUUUUGGGCUUGGUGUCGUUCUGGGCAUCUUUUUGGGGUCAUUGGCAUUGGUAAGACUGAAGAAUUUCCAUCUUUACAUUGUGUUUCUGUGUCUGUUCCAUUUCUUGGAGUACUAUAUCACAGCGAGAUAUAACCCGACGAAGGUCAACGUGGACUCUUUUCUGUUGAACAACGGUGUGGAAUAUAUUGCAUGCCACACAUUGGCUAUACUGGAGACAUUGAUUGAGUAUGUUUAUGCGCCAGGUUUCAAGACCGGCAGAGACUCUCGUGUGGCAUCCGUCGUGGUUGUUUUGGGAUACGUCUUCAUUUUAGGCGGUCAGGCGGCCAGAUCGUGGGCCAUGGUUACGGCAAGCAGUUCAUUCUCACAUGUCCUGGAGAAGGAGAGACGAGAAGAUCAUAUUCUGGUGAAGCAUGGUAUCUACCGCUGGCUGAGACAUCCAAGUUAUUUUGGGUUCUUCUGGUGGGCGCUGGGCACUCAGAUGGUGCUGUUGAACCCGGUUUCCUUUGUGCUGUUUGCCAUCGUGUUAUGGAGGUUCUUCAGUGCUCGGAUUGCGUCGGAAGAGUCGUAUCUGAUCGAAUUCUUUGGGAAUGACUACGUGCGUUACCGGAAUGGCGUUCCGGUUCGAAUCCCUUUCAUUAAAUAA
Messenger RNA from Torulaspora globosa, 735 nucleotides. RefSeq names its product protein-S-isoprenylcysteine carboxyl O-methyltransferase (gene STE14). Gene Ontology annotation, biological process: C-terminal protein methylation. The record is from RefSeq and is a predicted model, not a curated record. The coding region runs from base 1 to 735 and encodes 244 amino acids. Gene Ontology annotation, cellular component: membrane; endoplasmic reticulum. Gene Ontology annotation, molecular function: protein C-terminal S-isoprenylcysteine carboxyl O-methyltransferase activity. Lineage: Eukaryota; Fungi; Ascomycota; Saccharomycetes; Saccharomycetales; Saccharomycetaceae. The transcript has a single exon.